AAGAAAAUCGGCCAGGCCCAGAUCUCCCUGUCGUUCUCUUCCGUGUGAAAAGUUCUCCAAAACUCAAGAGAAGACCGCAACAAUCCGGAGCUCGCUGCAGAGAAGUCGCUUCCCAUUCGCGUGCGCGAAGAAGGAAGAAGGAAACGGGAAGGUUUUUGAAAUCGUCGAGAUCGGUCUUACCCCAUGGCGGACGAGGAGCCUGUUGAUCAAAAGAAGUACUUUGAGGACUCUUGCAAGCCGAAAUGCGUGAAACCUUUGCUCGAGUAUGAGGCAUGCAUGAAGAGGGUCCAAGGAGAUGAAUCAGGGCACAAGCACUGCACCGGGCAGUACUUUGAUUAUUGGUCUUGUGUGGAUAAAUGCGUUGCUCCUAAGUUGUUCCCGAAACUGAAGUAACCCAGGAGGCCCCCUUGUUUUCGUCAUCUAUAUUCCGGGAUGUCUUUAUAACUCUGGACUAGGGCUCAUGUUUGCAAGAACGCUCUUAGUCGUCUUCUACCUUGAGCGAGUAGCCGCUUUUGAGUUUCUAGUUGGAAUAAAGCGAGAAAUGGAUUUUCUCAUUCUUGAAACCAGGAUCGCUCCAUCAUUGUCGACGAGAUCGAACUUACUAAGGAUGCGCUGAUGGGUUCAUCUUUUUUUGACAUCGUUAUGA
This is a messenger RNA of Eucalyptus grandis, 646 nucleotides long. Its product is annotated as cytochrome b-c1 complex subunit 6-like. The coding region runs from base 184 to 393 and encodes 69 amino acids. The transcript is spliced from 5 exons. Gene Ontology annotation, biological process: mitochondrial electron transport, ubiquinol to cytochrome c. Lineage: Eukaryota; Viridiplantae; Streptophyta; Magnoliopsida; Myrtales; Myrtaceae. The record is from RefSeq and is a predicted model, not a curated record.